GUGCAACCAUGAAGGUAAUCAGUACUAUGAUAGUGAAACAUGGCAACCAGACACCUGUACCUUGUGCACCUGCGAGAAGGGAGUGACCAGGUGUAACGUGAUGUCAUGCCCACCAAUCAAACAAGGCUGUACUGCUCAGUUCAUUGAUGGAAAAUGCUGUCCAGAAAUUACCUGCCAAUCAAGCUCAGUCAGCUGCUCUUUGCUUCCAUGAGGGCACUUGGAGAAGCGAAGGUGACACAUGGAACCAGGGCCGUUGUGAUGUCUGCAACUGUGUCGAUGGUGUUGUCACCUGCAACCCAAUGACUUGCCCACAAGUGCAAGCCAGUGCAGGUUGCCACGUUGUCCAGCAUAAUGGAUUCUGCUGUCCCGUUAAAGUUUGCAGAGGCUCUGAAACACAGUGUGUCACUCCAGAGCUGACAAUUGCCAAUGGAGAGAACUACACAAUCAGCAAUCCACUGCCAGCAGAGUCAGGCCAUACAUGGUCGUCACCAAUGACUGUUACUGAGCGUGCUCACUGUACUUGCAACAUGGGACGUCUAACAUGCACAAGGAGCGCUUGCCCCGUUGCUCAAGAUCCGUGCACAACAGAGCCACAGGCUAUUGGUGUCCAAGGUUGCCCAAGCAUUACUUGCCCAUAUGUCAAACCUGGAGUUUGCCCGAUUCCAAGACCUGGAUCGGUAGGUACUUGUGACCAGCAAUGCACACAGGAUUCCGACUGUCAAGGGGCUACAAAGUGCUGCAGCAACGGAUGCGGAACGGCAUGCACUAAUGCAUGGAGAGCUGGUUGUGUUGAUGAAGUAGGAACAGAAAGAACAAGUGGAGAUGUAUGGUACCAAGAUCUGUGCACCAUCUGUAAUUGUGUCAACAAUCAGUCUAUCUGUGAAGAACAACAGUGUGCUGAAGUCCCUCCAGGAUGCUCUAUCAAACUGGUUGCUGGACAGUGCUGUGGUGAGGUUGUGUGCCAGCCCUCAACCACUGCCCAAGUUGCCACCUGUGACUACGAGGGCCAGAACUACAUGCCCGGAAAUACUUGGAUUGUUGAUGAUUGCACAACUUGUCGCUGUGACAACGGACGCACAGUAUGUGAUAGACAGACCUGUCCAAAGACCAGCAAUUAUGGUUGUCGAAUGUUGUACAUUCCUGGAAAAUGCUGUCCCGAGAAGAUUUGCAAAGAACCUAAGAGUUGUCUGUAUGACGGUGUCUAUUACCUAAAUAGUGAAAAGUUCUACGUGUCAGCUUGUGAAGAGUGCGAGUGUCUCAACGGCGUUGUGACAUGCAAGAAUGAGACAUGCCCCACGCCAACUGGAUUGUGUACCUACGAAGUACCAGUGGGUGUUAGUGCUGAGUUUAGUUGCUGUAUGAACAUCACAUGCCCCCUGACUGGCCCUGGUCAGACCUGCCAAUACAAUGGCAAGGUGUACAACUACAACGAGGUAUUCAUGCGUGAUGCAUGUACCAGGUGUAAAUGCAACGCUGGUGAAGUGACCUGUACCACGACCUCAUGCCCACAGGUCAAUCUUGAGGCAGGAUGCCGUGCUGUUCCCGUCUUUGGAAAAUGCUGCCCACAGAUUACAUGCCGAGAUGUUCACAGCUGUAUUGUAGCAGGAGUGGAGCAUCUGAAUGGAGAGCAGUGGAACAAGGACAAGUGCACCAUUUGCCGAUGUGAUCACGGGAUGACGCUCUGCACCAAGAGAACUUGCCCCAUGCCACGACCUGGAUGUAAUUAUGACCUCACAAGCCCAAGCCUGAACAAAUGCUGUGGUCCAAUCAAGUGCCCAAACAGUCCAGGAUAUAGGAAGUGUACUGAUGAAACUACAACUGUCCGUUACAACCAUGGAGAAGUGUGGAUGCGUGAUUCCUGUACACAAUGCCAGUGUCGUCAUGGAUACACCAGGUGCAACGUUUUCACAUGCCCAACACAUGUACCAGCUGGAUGCCGUACUCUGAACAUUGAAAGACAAUGCUGCCCUCAUGUGCUGUGUGAUUCAGUGAAAGUGGGCCAGUGCCCAGCCCACAACCCUCUGAUGGCUACCGUCACAGUAGAUAUGUGUGGCAGUGAUGCUGACUGUGCUGGUAAUUCCAAGUGCUGUAACACACAAGCUGCUAGGACCUGUAUGUCAUCAGUUAUAUUGGAACGACCUGGUAUGUGCCCUACGACCCAACCAACCUCUAGUAUCCUGCGCAAGACAUGCGUCACAGAGUGUACUGCAGACAGUGAAUGCGGUCAGGAUUGGAAAUGCUGUAGCGAUGGUGGAUGUAGUCGUAUCUGUCGCCCUCCUGUUUCGCAUACUGAGCCUACUGAUCCAAUGCAGCCCAUUGUUCCACAGGAACCCUCUCCUCAGAUCCCAGACUUCAACACCAAAGAAGGCGUAUGCCCUAAGAUCACAAUCACCAGAUGGGAUCAGACAAUCUGCUUGGCUGAAUGCAGCGUGGACACUGACUGUAUUGACACUAAGAAGUGUUGCUCUUCUGGUUGUAGACGUACCUGUGUAAUGCCACUACCAACCAACACUGUUAAGAAGGGACUAUGCCCAAUUGUACAGCCUCGUGCCACAUGCCAGAGUAAUGUGGAUAUUUGUGGUGUAGAUAAUGAAUGUACAGGUAACAAGAAAUGCUGCUACAAUGGCUGCCAUAUGGAAUGCAUGGUACCUGAUGCUCCAGUGAUCUCAUGUCCAGUUGUUGCACCAACUUGUAAUGAAGUCUGCACUGAAGGCUAUGCUACUGAUCCAGAAGGCUGCGAGAUCUGCUCGUGUGCACGUACUUGUGACCCAAUCAACGCACAGACUUGUAGUAAGGAAUGUACCUUUGGUUACGCUACUGACGGUAGAGGCUGCAAGAUCUGUAGUUGCAAGAACCCAUCUUUCCCAGAGCAACCUGCAAUCAAGACAACCAAUGGCAAGCCAGUGUACUGUGAGGUGUUGACAUCCACCACAUGUCUUUUGAAUUGUGUCAAUGGCUUCAAGACUGACUCAUCAGGAUGUGAAAUCUGCUCCUGCAAGCAAGCUCCUACUGCUUGCACCCCUCUGACAACCUGUGGUCUGUACUGCGCAUACGGACUGGCUACCAAUGCUAAUGGAUGUGAGAUCUGCCAAUGCAAAGUACCAGAUAUGAACAAGAGGUACUUCAAUCCAAUAAAGACAUUCUGUGAGAGGCCAGCUUGCUACACUCAAUGCCCAGAAGGCUACGCUACAGACUCGCAUGGUUGUGACAUGCGCAACUGUAUGUGCAAGCGACCAGUUUCUGACUGCCCAAGGAUGACACCAGAAACCUGUCCUGAGCGAUGCCCAUAUGGAUUUGCAACAAACACCCUUGGCUGUGAGGUGUGCAAGUGUAGACUUCCAGUGAAAUGCCCAGAUAUGUCCAGCUGUACGGAAACUUGUAUUGAUACCGGAUUCCAAACUGACAACUUUGGUUGUAAGAAAUGCAUGUGCAACCCACGCCCAAUAACCCAAUGCCCAUCAUUGACCAUUGAGGCAUGCCCUAUCAAGGAUAUGUGUGCAUAUGGCUUGGCUACAGACAACCUAGGAUGUCCCACAUGUAUAUGCAAAUUACCAGAAGCAACUUGUCCACCAAUGACCUGUGACCUUAGGUGUGAGUUUGGAUUCAGUACAGACAAAUCAGGCUGUGAAAUAUGCAAAUGCAAACAAUCUGGAUCCACAUGUCCAGUAAUUACCAACUUCAACUGUAAGAAAGUAUGUCCAUUUGGUCUGGCAACCUGCACUACAGGAUGUGAAAUCUGCGCCUGCAAGAAACCAGUCAGCAAAACCUCAAACAAAUUCCACUCCAAGAACAUGUAUGGAGCAACAUGUGACCCAGUGACCCCACAAAACUGUGCCUUGACUUGUACUGAUGGUUACGCAACUGAUUUUGGAUGUGAAAUCUGCCAAUGCCGUCAACCAGAAGCAAAUUGUCCAGUGUUGACCGAUAUAGCCUGUCCAAGAAAACUGACCUGUCCAUAUGGUUUGUCCAGCAACAGUCAGGGAUGUCCAAUUUGUGAAUGCAAACAGCCCAUUUCAUGCAGUGUAAAUGAAUGCACCACAGAGUGUCCAUAUGGCUAUGCUACAGACACCAAAGGCUGUGACAUCUGCAAAUGCAAGCUAGCACCAUCUGCAACUUGCAAGCCAAUGACAAUCCAUAAUUGUCAGAAGAUGUGCAGUUUUGGUUACGCUACUGAUGUUGAUGGCUGUGAGACCUGUGCCUGCAAGCAGCCAUCAAUCAAGACUGGUAUCACUGUGUCUGGAUCCCCAUUAUGUGAGCCACUGCCUAGUUGCCAGAUAACCUGUACCAAUGGUUAUGCAACUGACAAUAAAGGGUGUGAAAUCUGCUCUUGCAAAGCCCCUGUCUCCCGAUGUGGUGCUAUCUCGUACAGAAUCUGUCCACAGAAAACUUCCUGCCCCUUCGGCCUAGCAACCAACUCAGAUGGAUGUGAAAUUUGCUCUUGCAAGAUUCCAGCUACGUGCCCUAAGGUCGACCGCACCAAUUGUGAUCAACGUUGUGAUUUUGGUUAUGCCACUGAUACACAAGGCUGCGAAGUUUGCCAAUGUAAAACAUUCAAUCCACGAACCUGUUCUUUGGUACAUGAAUUCAACUGUCGUAUAUUCUGUCCUUAUGGUCUGGCAACCAAUUCUCUGGGUUGUGAAGUCUGCAAGUGCAAGUUACCACCCGGUCAAGAAACCUACACAGUUGUAUCUCUGAGACCCGAUAGCAGAUGUCCCAAGGACGCCCUCAAAACCUGUGCUUUGACCUGCCCCAAUGGCUAUGCCACAAGCAAGGGCUGUGAAGUCUGCAGUUGUAAAGAAACAGGACCACAAUGUACAGCAGUUACCCCAGAAGUGUGCCCCAAGAUGUUAAGAUGUCAGUUCGGUCUUCAAACCAAUGAUCAAGGCUGUGAAGUCUGCUUCUGUCGCCUACCAGCCCUCUGCAAAUCUCUAAAAACUUGCAAAGUACAAUGUGAAAAUGGUUUUGCAACUGAUAAGUAUGGAUGUGAAAUUUGUGAAUGCAAAGCAAUAGGUCCAACUUGUACCCCUGUCACCAACUGCAAUAUUGCUCAAAAUUGUGAGAAUGGACUUGCCACUGACCCAGUAACCAGAUGCGAAAUCUGCAGUUGUAAGAUGCCAAGAGCACCAACAUUCUAUAAUGAACCAAAUGCUGGAUCAAAGAACGUCCUCAUCCCAGAGGUUAAGACAUGCAGCUACUCACCACACCGCUCAUGUUCUCUAGUGUGCAGUAAUGGCUUUGCCACUGACUACAAGGGAUGUGAAAUUUGUAUGUGCAAGGUCAUUGAUAACACUGUAUGUCCAGUUAUCACUGAAGUAGUGUGUCCAAUUAUGAGGAGAUGUGAAUAUGGCCUGGCAACCAAUACUGAUGGAUGCAGCAUCUGCGCAUGCAAAGCACCAGCCAUGUGCAAGCCGGUUGAUGCCUCCAACUGUAACCUCCGCUGUGAGUAUGGUUAUGCCACCGACACCUACGGUUGCAAGACAUGUGCCUGCAAGAGCCAAUCUAUAACAUGCGUACCUGUUACAUCAGUGACCUGUCCACUCACCUGUACCCUUGGCCUGGCAACUGAUUCCAAUGGUUGCGAAAUAUGCAAGUGUAGAAUGCCAUGUGUUGUCAAGACAUUGAGUUUCCAGGUGCCAACUGAUGCCCAGCCUAACGCUGUGAUACCACAGAGCAGGUGGAUCCCUAACCUCCGUUGCUUCAACCUCAACAACUGCCUUCGCACCUGUCCUUACGGAUACGUCACCAACACCAUGGGAUGUGAAAUUUGUCAAUGCAGGAAACCACCAUCUCAGUGCCAGACUGUAUCAGUCACUAACUGCCCCAUCAAAGAAACAUGUCCUUAUGGUCUGAGAACUGAUGUAGAUGGAUGUGAAAUCUGCUCUUGCAAACAACCAACUCCUUGCAGCUCGCUGCCCUCAACCAAGUGUACAACUGUCUGUUUGAAUGGCUUUGCAACUGACACCGCUGGUUGCCCAGACUUCAGGUCAUGCAAGUGCAAACGAUCAGCCAGCUCACGUGUAUGUGAUUCUAGAAGAGAGGAAAUAAGAAACUGCAAGAAAUCCUGUGCAUAUGGCUACGCUUCCAACACCUUCGGAUGUCCAAUUUGCAAAUGCCAACAACCAACCUCCAAAGAGCUUUCCAACAAAGUUACUGUUUCCAGAACAGUGUUCACAACCCCUAACAGGCUUCCAACAACAUUCUACAAUGGAGUCAAUUCUGUGAAUUCUGUCAACUGCCCAUUGGUCAACACUGAAUCUUGCUCUUUGACCUGUGACUAUGGAUACGCGACUGAUUCCACAGGGUGUACAACUUGCAAAUGUAGAUCUAACCCAGCUACUUGCCUACAAAUUACUGCUGAGAUCUGCCCUCUGGUGUUGACGGCUAAAUAUGGCUUGGCUACAAGUGCUACUGGGUGCGACAUGUGUCUCGCUCGCAGACCAAUGACUUGUAACCCUGUUAACAACCAGAAUUGUGCCAACAACUGCUUGUAUGGCCAUGCCACUGACAACUUUGGAUGUGAAGUCUGCAAUAUGUGUGCCAAACCACCUGGUGAGUGCAUUGGUAUCCCGUCAACUUGCCAGAAGAACUGUAAUUACGGAUACGCCACCGACCCACAAGGAUGUCCCAUGUGCCUCUGCAGGAAUCCACCUAGUUACAAGACAUCUCGCAUCGUCAACUUCAAGCCUACUACCACCCCAAAAACUCCAACAGUUGCAGCUCCUGCACCCACCUGCCCAGAUCUUAACUGUGCUCUAUCUUGCUCUCAAGGAUAUGCGACCGACCCAACAACUGGAUGCGGACUCUGCAAGUGCAGCGGACUCAAUUGCCGUGAACGUGAGUGUGCCGGAAAAUGCCCAUUUGGAGUCGUCACAAACCGCAAAGGAUGUCAAACAUGUACAUGCAAGAAACCAAUAACCUGCCAACCGCUAUCCCAAUGCAAUUUGAACUGUCCACGGGGAUAUGCCACCAAUGUCCAUGGCUGUGAAGUGUGUUUGUGCAAGAAAAACUUUGAUGUGUGCCCAGAGCCGAUGUGUGAGAUAGAUGAGACAUUGAGAUGUUCCUUUGGAUAUGCAACGGAUGCUAAUGGCUGUGAGAUCUGUCAAUGCAAGAUGCCAGUGAUUUCUGUCAUACCCAUUAAUGCCACACCUGUGAAGUGUACCCCACUAACUGGCUCCACCUGUAGUUUGAGCUGUCCCAAUGGUUUUGCUACUGACACCACAGGUUGCGAAACUUGUCUAUGCAUCAAACCUGCUACUGAGUGUGGAAUAGCUGUCACUGAUUGCUCCAUUGCCAGUACAUGUCCAUAUGGACUGGCGACUGAUGACCUUGGGUGCACUGUUUGCAAGUGUAAAAUGCCAUCUUUGUGUCAACCAUUGCCAAGUAGCUGCAACGAGAACUGUGAGUUUGGAAUAGCAACCAACAGGUUUGGCUGUGAAAAAUGUGCCUGCAAAGAGUAUUCUCCUGGUGACUGUCCAUCUUUGACUACCUGUACUUUGAAUUGUCCUCUUGGUCUUGCUAGCAAUAAUGCCGGAUGUGAGAUUUGCAAGUGUAAAUUCCCAACUUCAGCUAUGGUGACAAUGGUAAGCGAACUGACACCAGUACAGGAUCCCAACCUGCCAACCACAGCUGGUGUCAAUGUACUAGCUCCAGCCUCGCCCUGCUCUCCAAUCCAGUGCUUUGUACAUUGUCCUCAUGGAUUUGUCACUGAUCCUGUAACCGGAUGCGAAGUCUGUGAAUGUCAGACAGCUCCAAGAUUCACCUGCCCAGCUGUUCCCCGGACUACUCACAGUAUGUGCGUGGACUUCUGUGCUUUGGACUCUGACUGUCCACCAAACGCCUUCUGUUGCUCCAAUGGUUGUGGAAAGACUUGUUUAGCUGCAACAUCCAAUGAAUGUAUUGAUGAAAAUGGUGUGUCUCAUGCUUCUGGCAAGGUGUGGAUGCGUGAUAGCUGUACUCGCUGCUCUUGCGACCAAGGUGUUACAUCAUGCUCUGCCUUUAAAUGUGAACCAAUCCCACAGGGAUGCCAACCAUUCUACAUCACUGGACAAUGCUGUCCCAGCUCAAACUGUCCUGACAAGGUAUGUGUGAACCAAGGCACCUGGAUUGAGGACACCUGUACUAACUGCACAUGCGUUGAUAACGCCGCAGUCUGCACCAAACAGUCGUGUCCAGAAAUCAAACCUGGCUGCACUCCUGAAUACGUUCGUGGAAAGUGUUGCCCUGACAUGAAAUGUCAAGGUUGUCGCUUGGGCAACGGACAGAGUAUGCGUAAUGGAGAAACAUGGAACAAGGAUAAGUGUACCACAUGUCGCUGUGAGAAUGGUAACUCGGUCUGCUCCUCCACAACAUGUGAACAACCCAAGCCAGGAUGUAAGGUUGUCAGCCUCGUCAAUCAGUGCUGCCCUCGCAUCACAUGCCCAGCUGAAGGAUCCAGUACAUCUGCUGCCACCACAGUCGGUGAGCAGCCGUGCUAUGCCCAUCAGAAGACGGUGCCAUCAAUCAACUUCAUGGGAUUCUCCAUUCCAAUCACUGGCCACUUCUACCCAUCGUGCACGUCUAAUGGUUUCUAUGAAGGUAAACAGUGCCACACCUCUACUGGGUUCUGCUGGUGCGCUGAUCCAUUUGGGGUGGAGAUACCUAACACAAGAACUCAACAUGGAGGCUUGGUCUGUGAACAAUCCACUUGCGUUGAUCACCUUGGCAAACAACGUAUCCACGGAGAUCAAUGGAAACCAGACACAUGUACCACAUGUACCUGCGAAUCUGGUCAGAAUGCUUGUAUGCCGGUUGAAUGCCCCGUUGUUCCUCAAGGAUGUGUCAUCACCUCUACAGCAGGUUGCUGCCCAGAAUUCACUUGUGGAGAUGGCUGCACAGUAAAUGGAAUUCACUACGGUGUCGGAAGAUACUGGAAUGCUGACAACUGCCAGAGGUGUACCUGCCAGACCGGUGGUCAGCAACAGUGUGUCUCCCGUAGCUGCCAGGUGUUCAGUGACCCUAUCCCGGUUGGUUGCCAAGCAGUCUGGACUGAUGAUAUCUGCUGCCCUCGCUCUAUUGUAUGCAAUGGAGAAUGCCCCGCUGAUAAGCCAAGGUCAACAUGCAUCGUAAACCCAUGUGAUACAACACAAUGUCCACUGAACCCCAACGCUGUUUGUCGCCCCCAUUACUGUGGAGGAUGUAAUGCUGUCUUCUACAAUGUAAACAAUGUUCCCGUAAAGUGUACAAAUUGUUUGUCAGCCACCGGCAGAAUGUACCUUCCUGGUGAGGAUUGGGUGGAAGGAAGUUGCCGACUGUGUGCCUGUGACAUGGCCGGAAGAUCCGUAUGCUCCAACAUAUGCCAACUGCCAUCUACUGCUGCCAAUUCCCAAACUUGUGUGGAUACUUCAGGCCAAGUGUACUUUGCUGGACAAAAAUGGAACAACACCCAGUGCCAGACCUGCACAUGUGAGGCCAAUGGACAAAUCACAUGUCAGGCCAGGUGCUCAUACUCACUCACUGACCCUCUACCAACUGGCUGUAGCUUCAUCUGGACAGACGACAAGUGCUGUCCAGCACAGACAGUUUGUAAUGGACGUUGUCCAGCUGGUAUUGAAACCACCCCAUGCUUUAUGAAUCCAUGCCGCUCUGCCCGCUGUCCACUGAACCGUGCUGCCCGAUGCCGAAGUAACUACUGUGGUGGAUGUAAUGCAGUGUUUGUAAAUGAAGAAAACGUUCCUGUUAAGUGUACCGAAUGUGUAUCCAGCUGGGGUAGAGAGUACACCAGUGGAAGUAUGUGGAUUGAAGAUGGCUGUACAGAAUGUCUUUGCAGCAGAGAUGGAACUAAGACUUGCCGUGCCAUUCAGUGUCCAACUACCACUGACCCCAUUCCAAAUGGUUGUCGUCUGGUGCCCUGUACCAACGGCUGCUGUAACCUCAAGGUUUCAUGCGAUUGUGAAGUAAGCACCGCUAAUGUAAGAAGAUGUGACGCAUGUGCGACAGCCACCUGUCAAUCUCAUCCAAAUGCUGUUUGUCGCACGAACACUUGUAAUGGAUGCAAUGCUGUCUUCUAUGACGAGUUCAACAAACCUGUCCAUUGUCAAUAUCUGUCUCCUCUUCAUAACUGCCCUGCUGGGUUAGCUCAUAUGGAAUGUUUUGUAAACCCUUGUGCUAAUGCUCAGUGCCUGGCUCAUCCAGAUGCCCUCUGUCGACCCAACUACUGCGGCACUUGCCAUCCAGAGUUCUUUGAUGCCAACAAACAAUUAGUGAAUUGCGAACUCCAGCCUGAGUGCGCACGUUCCUGUAUGUCCAAUCCAUGUGAUACUGCUUCAUGCUCAGACCAUCCAACCGCCAUUUGCAGACCAAAUUAUUGCGGAGGAUGCGUCGCUGAAUUCUUCGAUGAAAACAAUCGCCAGGUUACAUGCGCAGAUUGCCCACCAUCCAAACCAAAACACUGGUGCUUCUUUAACCCAUGCGAAGGAGCUACCUGUUCCAACUAUCCAGACGCGCUUUGCCGACCCAAUUCCUGCGGUGGUUGCCAUGCCGAGUUCUACAAUAUUAACAAUCAAAUAGUUGAAUGUGCCAUUGCUCCAGUUCAACAAAUAAUGAUGACUACAUCAAUGCCAUCCCAAGUCAGUGGAAAUCCUUGUGACCCAAUGGCUGUUAAGUAUUUGACCGAUCCGAUAGUGACCAGCUUCAACCCACGGUGUACAUCAGAUGGCUAUUUCUCACCAAAGCAGUGUGACGGUCAAGGAGCUUGCUGGUGUACAGAUCCAACUGGUCAGCAGGUCACAAGAUACACCAACAGCCGCGCACAGGCCCUCAACUUGGAGUGUGCUCAAAGACCAUGUCACCAAGCCCUUCUCGAAGCUCAAACUAAUCUGAAUCUUGGUGUGUCAGCCACAUGGAUUCCAGACUGUGAUUCUGACGGUUCCUUUGAGGAAGAGCAGUGUAAUGAUGUUGAAUGCUGGUGUGUUGAGCCAGAUGGUGCUAAGAUUCCAUACUCAAUGAAAGUGAUUGGCCUAGAACUGAACUGUGAUGAUAUUUGUUUUGGUCAACUGCCGUCGUCCAGUGCAUUCUGUACUAUGAACGACAUGUGUGAUGCCAGUAGCUUCUGCCACAAACUAGAAGGCAAACGCCAAGGACGGUGCUGUAAAAUCCCUAGAAAUUGAAAGAAGAAUAAUGCUACGUCUGGCUAAAUCUUGCAAAAUUGUUACAGUUAGAUUCACACCGUGAAUAUAGAACACCAGAAGAUAUACUUAGAUGUUUUUGUUAAUAAAUUUUGUUUAAAAUAAAUGUAGACUAUAGAUAGAAGAGAUAGUAGAAUGAGUCUGUUUCACUUCCAUUUUAAAUUACAAUAUUCGAUUGUUAUAAAACCUAUUGUGUGUAUGUCGUGGAGACUGGUAUAGCGCCACCUAUGGCUCUGACUGCACGAUUUGGUUGACGUUUUAUGUCAAAAUUAGGCAAUCUGAUUUUGUCGAUCUAAAGCGGAAUGUGUUGUUGAAAAUAUCUGCAGGAUUAAUAAAUAAACGAAAGUCAA
This is a messenger RNA of Anneissia japonica, 11512 nucleotides long. RefSeq names its product zonadhesin-like. Gene Ontology annotation, molecular function: serine-type endopeptidase inhibitor activity; protein binding. Gene Ontology annotation, cellular component: extracellular region. NCBI's taxonomy places the organism in Eukaryota, Metazoa, Echinodermata, Crinoidea, Comatulida, Comatulidae. The transcript has 75 exons. The coding region runs from base 147 to 11144 and encodes 3665 amino acids. The record is from RefSeq and is a predicted model, not a curated record.